UUAAACCAUGAUGCUACCAUCCUCCUAAUGGGUAUACCCAAAUAUAUAUUUGCAGAGAUACAUGUGGAUGACUCUCAUAUUACACUAAAUGUCUGCCUAGGCAAACAAUUUACUCAAGGUCAAAUGUUCUUUCUUGGUAGUCGUUGUGGGUACCAUGUCAAUUCAGAACCACAACUCCAGGAAAUAUUUUCGUAUUCUCAUGUUGUUGGACAAGCCUUGCUAUACCAUGGUCGCCAUCGACAUAAAGUAUGCCCAACAUCUGGAUUUAGGGCUAACAUGAUCAUGCAGUGCAAAAGUUCAUUGUUCAAGGAGGUGACAAAAUGCAAGAUAGAUUUUCCUGACUGGUGCAUCGAAUGCCUAAAAGAAAACAACGUGUGCAAACAUAAUAUGCCGAUACCAUGA
Molecule: messenger RNA, 402 nt
Organism: Lolium perenne
Lineage: Eukaryota; Viridiplantae; Streptophyta; Magnoliopsida; Poales; Poaceae
Source: RefSeq, a predicted model, not a curated record